Messenger RNA from Scylla paramamosain (green mud crab), 1648 nucleotides. Its product is annotated as proclotting enzyme-like. Gene Ontology annotation, molecular function: serine-type endopeptidase activity. The transcript is spliced from 3 exons. Lineage: Eukaryota; Metazoa; Arthropoda; Malacostraca; Decapoda; Portunidae. The record is from RefSeq and is a predicted model, not a curated record. Gene Ontology annotation, biological process: proteolysis. Bases 113 to 1543 code for a protein of 476 amino acids.
AUUACGCCCACCUGUCCCCUGCCCUCCACUGCUACGUGCACAUCUGUCCUUGGUCCUUGAUGGCAUAAAGGCCGCUGCUGGGAAGAGGGGCGCCAAUCAAGCCUCAGCAGCCAUGGAUGUGAGGGUCUGUUGCCUCCUGCUGUUUGUUGCCGCAUCCAGUGUGCCCAGCCUGGCCAGUGACUUUGUGAUACAGCCAAUAAAAGGAGAACUUCCAGCGCUUCACAAACGUGGACAAAACGCUAGGCGCCCCGGACAUGAAGGAACCAGCAUUGAGCCCAAACAGCACCCCGUAGAUCGCGAACAUGAAGGAGCCAGUAUCAUGCCCAAGCAGGGAGGAAACCAGGCGGUUCACAAACAACUUGACCCUGUAGAUUGCCAAGAAGGAGAAAUAGUGACAGUGGGCGAGGAGGGACGCAGGAUCACCAGCCCGGGUUAUCCUGACAAUUACCCCGACCGAGAAAGAUGUAAAUUGAAGAUUGUCGCUGAGAACAGCGAGUGCACGUUGAUGAUUGAUUGCGAUGACUUCCAUAUACAGGAAUCACGGAAUUGCAGAAGAGACUUCCUGCAGAUUAAAGAGAAAAGGCGGAAGAAGAAAUUCUGUGGUGAUACGGGAUUUGAAUACGAGAGUAAGAGAAACAUCCUAACACUGCAGUUCAGAAGCGACAGGUCGGGAACAGACAAAGGAUUCUCCUGCUUAGCUCGCUCCGUAUGUCCAUCAACCAUGACCACCACAACGACCGCUGAGACCACGACCACCGCGAGUAGCACAGGAUCGUGUGAAUGCGGCAUUGCCAACCCAAGCAGGAUCGUGGGCGGGGUGGAGGUAAGUCCUGCUAAUAAGUACCCGUGGCAUGCGGGAAUCAAGAAGAAAGACGACGAGAAGUACCGGUGCGGCGGCUCCAUCAUUACCAACAAGCAUAUCAUGACCGCCGCACACUGUGUUAAAGACGUACCUGCAAAGGAGCUGGUUGUGGGAGUUGCCGACCACAACAUGCAGUCCACCAACGAUGACGAACCAGGAGUCACCCGCCUGGUGGGCGUUCAGGACAUUACCGUUCAUCCUGACUAUAAUCCCCGUACCCUUGACAGUGAUAUCGCGCUAAUUACGCUGUCAGAAACACUGGACCUGACUCAACACAAGGAGCUUCGCCCUGUGUGUCUGCCUGCCGAUGACUCCAAGACUUAUGCAGGCAUGAUGGCCACAGCGACAGGCUGGGGCACACUCCAGUCCGGGGGAGAGCGACCAGAUAUACUGAAUGAAGUCUCAGUACCCAUUCUGGAACCCUCCUGCCCGGAAAUGGAUAUCACUGAAAAUAUGCUGUGUGCUGGUCUUGAGGAAGGUGGUAAGGACACCUGCCAAGGCGACUCCGGAGGUCCGCUCUUCGUGUUUAAUAACUCCACUUCCAAGUACGAGCAGGUUGGCAUCACCUCCUGGGGCUACGGGUGUGCUGACCCUAACCAGCCCGGAGUGUACACCAGGACGAGCAAGUUCCUUACCUGGAUCCACGACAAUACUGUUGACGCUACCUACUGCCGGGAGUGAUGCCUCCAUCCGCGCUUCCUCCACGGGGCUCAUCUUCCUUCUCUGCUGUUCUGACACGUUCAGCAGCAAAGCCCUCAUGGUGUAAAAAAUAAAGUUGCACUAAGC